Molecule: messenger RNA, 1029 nt
Organism: Neoarthrinium moseri
Lineage: Eukaryota; Fungi; Ascomycota; Sordariomycetes; Amphisphaeriales; Apiosporaceae
Exons: 2
Coding region: 1-1029 (342 amino acids)
Cellular component (GO): extracellular region
Molecular function (GO): hydrolase activity
Source: RefSeq, a predicted model, not a curated record
AUGGUGACAUUCAGUAUCCGGGCCGCUCUGGCUUCCUUACUCACCUUGGCACCGCUUGUCCUAGGAGCAUCUUUCCAAAAAGUCACGGAAGACUUUGGGCCCAACCCACGCGGCGUCGGAUUCUACAUUUACGUGCCAGAUGAGCUGGCCGUGAGCCCGCCCGUGUUAGUUAACCCUCACUGGUGCCACGGUGACGCCAAUGCAACCUAUACCGGCUCUCGAUACUCUGCGUUGGCAGACGAGUACGGGUUUAUCGUAAUCUAUCCCGACAGCCCAAAUCUAGAGGACAAGUGCUGGGAUGUGUCCUCAAACGAGACCCUCACCCAUGAUGCUGGUGGCGACAGUCUUGGCAUCGUGAGCAUGGUUCGUUGGACACUCAACAAGUACAAUGGGGACGCCAGUCGGGUCUUUGUCACUGGAAUCUCGUCGGGAGCCAUGAUGACCAACGUCCUCAUUGGCGCAUACCCGGAUAUUUUUGCAGCUGGAUCGGCUUGGGCCGGUGUGCCGUUUGGGUGCUUCGCCGGAGAUGGCUUCGACGUCUGGAGCGACGCCUGCGCUACCGGAAAAGUUGUCCACACAGCUCCCGAGUGGGCUGCGAUCGUUCGGUCCGCUUAUCCAGGGUAUACUGGCUGGAGACCGAAGCUGCAGAUCUUCCACGGUACUGUCGACGAGGUGCUGAACUACACAAAUUACGGGGAGGCUGUGAAGGAAUGGACUGCCGUCCUCGGCCUCAGCGAUACGCCCACGAGCGUCACCGCUGACUUUCCGAAGAGUAAUUGGACCAGGUCAGUCUACGGGAAUGACUGGUUUGAAGCGACAAGUGCGGCCGGCGUCACUCACAACAUAGGUACAAACGAGACGUUGGUGUUGGGCUGGUUUGAUCUCACCUGCAGCGGUGCAAACUGCUUCACGUGGGGGACGGGAUCACCGAGCAAUGGGUCAGAUAAUAGAAUCUCUCGGGAUAAUUCGCGACCAUACAAGUCUUUCCUACACCGUCCGCUCACUCGAGACCGGGGAUUCAGUGUAUGA